AUGAUGAAGCUUUUACAUCAACAAGGAAGGAGUUGGGAAGAAUUUUGGCAUCCACCAGAAUUGCUCGAUGUUUAUGGAUUAGGCGAGGAAUUGCUCGUGCAAAAAUGGUUGCCAAAAUUGAGUUCAGAUCCAAUGCAAUCCACUGAAAAGUGCUCUCAAGACUUGCAAAUGCUCAACGAUUCGCUCACAAAAAUAUUUGAUGGCUCAUUGCUCAAUAAAACUGCCGUUUUGAAUGAUUUUGAUAAAACGGUUACACUACCUUUAAUCGACUCACAGGGAUCGCUAAAUGGAGGCCUUUUAACUGGGCAUACAUCUUAUUAUGGUCGUUGGGGUGAAUGCCGAAAAAUCAAUUAUAAACUCUCAAAUGGAAACGUUUGGAGAGGAGAAAUUUUUAGAUUCUUUAUCGGAUCCCUCAAUCAAACUACAAAUCGAUGUGCAAAAGCAAUUUUGGGAAUCGAUAUUUGUUUGCCAAAAUCGUGCACUGCUUUCGAGAUAAAGAGGCGAAUACAAGCCACAAAAAUCCCACUUCUCUCAAAUCCGAUCUGUGAUGUAGCAAACAAUGAUUCAGCAAGAACAAAUCAAGUCGACACUGGCACCUACAUUGUUGCAAUUUUUGUCUUCUUCGUUCUCGGCUUUGGCAUAAUCUCCGGUUUUGUUGAUUAUUUUCUCUACAAUGAUCUUAAAGAUUUUGUGACUAUUGAUGAAGAAAAUAUUUAUUGGAAGAUCUUCUUUGCUUUUUCACUUUAUCGAAACACAAAGGGAAUUUUUAGCACAAAGGGAUUGAAUAAGGCUGGCCAAAUCGGGCCACUUCAUUGCAUGCGUUUCUUCUCGAUGUGUUGGGUCAUAAUGGGUCACGUGAACGAGUUUCUUCUCGCUUUAGUCACCAAUCCACUGGAAGUGAUGAAAGUCGUGGGAAAUUUGGAAUUCGAAUUUCUCACAAACGCCUACUUCUCUGUGGACACAUUUUUCUUUAUUGGUGGUGUACUCCUUUCUUUCAUUUGGUUCAAAGAAUUGAAGAAAAAUCGAAGAAAUGUGAUUUCAUCUCGUGGAUGGAUCAUGUUCUAUGUACAUCGAGUGUUGAGUUACGGUCCACACGAUCCUUGCCGAAAAACAUGGUGGGCAGCUAUGCUCUACGUGGAAAACUUUAUCCAUUACACUCAUCAUUGUUACACACCGUCUUGGUAUCUUGCUACUGAUAUGCAAAUGUACGUCUUCACUCCAUUGUUGCUCAUCCCAUUCACCUAUUCGGCGAUAACCGGCAUCCUUGUCUCGAUCUCUGUAAUUGUUUUAUCAACAAUUGCUCACAUCAUCACAAUUUAUCGCUUCCAUUAUCCGCCUGGAUCAUUCCAAGCACCAGGAAUCUAUGAGGAUCCAAAGGAGUCACACAUGGCCGAAUAUGCAAUGUAUAUCUACAAUGCUCCAUGGAUUCGAUGUCAAGUUUAUAUCAUUGGAAUCCUUGUCGGUUACUUGCUGCAAACGAGAAAGCUCAGAAUCAAUAGAUUCUUGAAUCUCAUCAUGUGGGGAUGUGCAGCAGCAUUGAUGUUGACAGCAGCUCUAGGAUUACAUCAUUACAAUAAUGGAUGGAAAAUGCCAACAUUUUGGCGAGCGAUGUACUCGGCUUUCUCUCGGCCUUGCUGGGGACUUGGACUUGCUUGGAUCACCAUUUCUUCAUUUUAUGGAUCAGGAAGCAUCAUCAACACAUUCAUGUCAUGGCCUGGAUGGGCUCCAUUGAGUCGUUUAACUUAUUGUGCCUAUUUGAUUCAUUUAAUGGUUAUUUAUUAUGUAUUUUCGAUACACAAUCGAGAAAUUAUUUGGAAUUCGUAUUUGGAUGUGUUUCUCAAUUUUGCCGUUCCAUCCAUUGUUAUCACCUAUCUCAUCGCGAUCUUGUGGAGUUCUUGCUUUGAGAUCUCCGUCGGGAAGCUGGAAAUGUUACUUUUCGGAGGAGUCAGGCGGCGACCCGUUGCAGAAAUUGCAGUUGAAAAGGAAAAUCCAUCAAAACAACUGAAUGUCGAGAAUGGAAUGAUCGAGCCUUCACAAAGCACAAAGCUCCCAAGGAAAGUGACUGAUAAUUGGACA
Molecule: messenger RNA, 2076 nt
Organism: Mesorhabditis belari
Lineage: Eukaryota; Metazoa; Nematoda; Chromadorea; Rhabditida; Rhabditidae
Source: the annotation of a GenBank genome assembly